This is a messenger RNA of Perkinsus marinus ATCC 50983, 704 nucleotides long. RefSeq lists its product as hypothetical. The annotation marks the transcript as partial. The transcript has a single exon. NCBI's taxonomy places the organism in Eukaryota, Perkinsozoa, Perkinsida, Perkinsidae. The record is from RefSeq and is a predicted model, not a curated record.
AUGUGUCGUUCCAAGCUACAGGUCCCAGCGCUCUUCAUUGACGGAGGAGCCAUCCCAAGGGAGAAGGUCGUGAAGAUCCUCGGCCUAUUCGUCGACCAGAGACUGACCUUUGCGGUUCACAUCAGGAAAAAGUGUGCCGAGGCACGGAAACGGAUUGGACUGCUGCAAGCGCUUGGUUGGGAACGAGCUGGCUUGGACCAUCGUCGGAUUAUCCGCACAUGGCACCAAGCAGUUCUACCUUUCCUUGCCCAUGCGGCCUCCAUUUGGGCUCCUGUCCUUUCGGGCUCACCUAAUCUUAGUAAGAUCGUAGAUAAUCUUUCUGGCUUUGUAGCCAGAGUCGCCAUAAGAGCACCGAGGACGGCCUCUACAGCAGCAGUCACCAUGAUGGCAGGCAUCGUGCCGGCCAGUAUCAUGGUGCAGACCCUAGGGGCUAGAAGAUCGGCUGCCAUAGGAGACAACGAGGCUUUGAGGAAGGCUCCUGGCAUCGGUCUAGUUGAAGGAGGCUGGCUUGUCGAGAAGAGGACGCCCCAUCCCCUUCCUCCUUGGAUCCCUCCCCUCCCUACGACUAUUCGUCCAAGGAAGGAGGCGCUGAAGGAGGCAGUGGAAUAUGAGGCCCCGGCCAUCUUCACCGACGGCUCGAAGCAUGGCGACGGCGCUGGCGGCGCUUUUAUAGCGAUUAUUGAUGGCUCUGCUGUUGAGAAACA